This is a messenger RNA of Lycium barbarum (goji berry), 1599 nucleotides long. Its product is annotated as protein SODIUM POTASSIUM ROOT DEFECTIVE 3. The coding region runs from base 283 to 1062 and encodes 259 amino acids. The transcript has 3 exons. NCBI's taxonomy places the organism in Eukaryota, Viridiplantae, Streptophyta, Magnoliopsida, Solanales, Solanaceae. Gene Ontology annotation, molecular function: metal ion binding. The record is from RefSeq and is a predicted model, not a curated record.
GACUGUACAAGAAAACACAAAUUUUGAAUAUUUAUAUAUUUUGAAACUCACACUCAACUCAAAUUGGUAUAUACUUAUAAAUUCUGAAUCUGAUCACCACCUGCCCAACCCCAAUCUCAUAACACUCUUAAAAAGACAGCAUCUUAGCACAAUAGUUCCUUCACUCCUUUCACCAAAAGUUUUAAUGCAGAUUCUCUAAACCUUUAUACCCUUUCAAAGUUCAAAAACCUUAUUCUUUCAAAUAAUCAUUUUACUUAAAAAAAAAAAUAUAUAUAUAUAUACAUGAAAGGAAUCGAUAUAUUCUGUGCAUCCCAAGCUUCAACUUCCAUAUGUCUUAGUAUGGAAGAAGCCUCAUCAUCUUCUUCUUCUGUAAUCCAUAUAGGCGGCGGCAGUAUUUCUGCCAGCCGCCUAAUCGACCGUCACAACCCUAUCAUUAGAGAUUCUAGAAGAAUCGGUGGCAGUGACCGUGUUGAACGGCCACUGCCACCUUGUUCUUCUCAGCAGCCAGUUUCUCCAAAACCAAAGAAGAAGAAUAAUAACAAAAAGAGUAGUACUACAUCUUCAAAAGCAUCAAUAGAAACCAACAAGAAAAAGGCUAAUAAUAAUGAUCAUAAAGGUCAUUUUAUUAAGAGAAGUAGUUGGAGUUGUACAAAGCCUGGUGAAUUUAUUACUCCACCUAGUUCUUCAAGGUACCUUUUAAGUGAGAAAGAUUUAUUUGAUGCUUUAUCUGAUUAUGAUGAUCCAGUUUUGAAGUUAGUUAAUUCCAAGUCUUGUAAAGAUGUGAAAGUAGCAGCAGAUGAAUCUUCUACUCCAAAGCCACCAUCUUCUUUAAGUUCUUCUCCCUCAAAGGACCAGGUGGUUGUUCUAAGAGUUUCACUGCACUGCAGAGGAUGUGAGAAGAAGAUGAGGAAACAUCUCUCUAGAAUGCAAGGGGUGACAUCUUUCAACAUAGACUUUGCUGCAAAGAAGGUAGAAGUUAUUGGGGAUGUGACACCACUUGAGGUUCUUGCUAGUAUUUCUAAGGUGAAAAAUGCACAACUUUGGCCACCCACUCUGAGUUGACGAAUUUUACAAAGAAGCCUGUAGUGUCUGAUGGAAAUUUAGAAAAUCUAACUUCUCAAAAUUUACCGGGAGAAUCUUGGAUCAACUGUAAAAUUAUCUCUGUGUAACUUAUGGGUAACAGGUUCGAGUUGUGAAAUCAACAUUGAUGCUUGUGCAAGGAUACACUACUUAUAUCACACUUCGUUGGAGUGGACCCUUCCUCGGACUCUUCAAGUAUGCCUUGGAGAUCAAUUUGUUUUCUUAUCUGGGGGUUUAAUAGGUGGUAUUUGUAAGCUUCUGGUCUUGAGUAAUGAACUCUUGUAUACCUAGUAGUUUCUUUAUAUAGCAAAAUAAGUUCAAAGAAGAAAAAUGCAAUUCUUGAACAGUGUGUGCUCUCACAUCUGUUGUUUGGGAAAAGACACUGUAUUUGGUACAGUGAAAAAUCUCGAAAAAUUUGAAGUCUUUCUCAAGCAACAUGACUUAAAUCUGCCCACAGAAGAAAACGCAUGUCCUAAAUUGCAGCUUCCUAGGUGAGCAAAUAUUUUUCAUGUUUCUGCC